Molecule: messenger RNA, 2040 nt
Organism: Pecten maximus
Lineage: Eukaryota; Metazoa; Mollusca; Bivalvia; Pectinida; Pectinidae
Product: zinc finger MYM-type protein 1-like
Exons: 1
Coding region: 1-2040 (679 amino acids)
Molecular function (GO): protein dimerization activity
Source: RefSeq, a predicted model, not a curated record
AUGGAGUACGGUGUUCGUAGACAGUUCAACGUGGAUUGGUUGAAAAAUUAUAAUUGGCUUCGGUAUUCAGUGUCCGAAGACUCAGUAUACUGUGCACCAUGCUUCCUGUUUGGCUCUCGCAAUGUCGACGCAAGAGAGAAAACGUUAGUAUCAACUGCCGUGACGAAAUGGUCAAAUUUGGGGAAAUACAUCAAAAGGCAUAUCAUAAGUAAAUGUCAUGACGGAGCCUGUAACAGUGCAGAUCAGUUCAUGAGAAUCCAUAAUGGUAAAGAACCUAGUGUUCUCAGUCAGCUGGAUAGCGGUCAUGCUGCUCUUGUCAAGAGGAAUCGACAUUCCCUUCAAGCCAUUAUUGAAGUCAUCAUGCUUUGCGGCAGACAGAAUAUAUCCCUCAGGAGCCACGAUGACGAAAACAGUAAUUUUAUGGUGCUCUUGAAAGAUCGUGCAGUAAGGGAUCCUAUUUUGAAGGCACAUUUAGAGAGCAUAUCUUCACCCAAAUACACAUCCCCGGCAAUACAAAAUGAAAUAAUAGGACUGUGUGAACAGGCUAUUCGCGAACACAUAGUUGAAAAGUGCAACAACGCUGUGUGCUAUUCUUUUCUAGCCGACGAAGCAACAGAUGCUUCUACAAUGGAACAGAUCGCCAUGGUGGUGCGCUUUUAUUCCGAGUCUGAUAAGAUGGUACGAGAGGAUUUCAUCGGUUUUGUCACAGCAGAAUCAACAACUGGCGAGGCACUUGCGACGAAAUUCAUUGACGGACAAAGGAAUGCUGGAUUGAACAUUCAUAAAAUGAGGGGACAGGGAUACGAUGAGGCUAGUAAUAUGUCAGGGCGUCACAGGGGUGUCCAGGCUAGGAUUAAGGAGGUAGUUCCCGAAGCCAUAUACAUCCACUGUAAAGCACACUCGUUGAAUCUGGCAAUUGUACAUGCAUGUAGGGAAGUUCUCGUGCGGAAUAUGUUUGAUACUGUCCAGCAAAUUGGCUUUUCUUUCAAUUAUUCAGCGAAGAGGCUUUUGGCAUUCCAAGAAACUCUGCAAAACGAUGCCGUAGCUAAAGAGGAGAUGGCAAAGCGCACCAAACUCCAAAACUUGUGCGAAACCAGAUGGGCCAGUAGAGCGGACGCGCUAUACACCUUCAAGUCAGCCUUCUCGACAAUCGUUGAUUCGUUGGAAGUACUUGAGCACGAGGGCGACUCAAAAGCCAGAAGCUACCGCUGUAGUAUCCUAAAAUUCGACUUCAUCAUCUCGCUAGUAGCCGUCGAGUUUGUUAUCCAAAGCAUUCUACCACUCAACAAAUUGUUGCAAGGCAAAGAGUGCGAUCUGGUGGAAGCCUCGAAGGAAGCCAGCGUGUUGAUUGCACAGCUUAGGGCAGAGCGCAUGGAUGAUGAUGUUUGGGACGCCCUAUACCAAAAGGCAAUUGACCUCGCCAGUCCACAUGACGUUCGUCCGUCACGACCGCGAAUCGGCGGCAGACAAGAACACAGACCUAACCAACCUGCGGAGACAGUCUCUGAGUAUUGGAAACGGGCGUUAUACAUACCAUUUAUGGAUCAUCUGACCAUGGAAUUGCAAGAUCGCCUGCUGUCAGCAAAUUAUCGGUUCCUCGCACAAUAUCUCAUACCGAGCUUACUGGGACAGUUGACAGCAGGACACGUAGAUGAGAUCUACGAGGGGUAUAAGACUGACCUAAGCGGUGACAGGGAAUUGUUUCGUAGAGAGAUCUCACGAUGGAGAACAAAGUGGUCCGUAGCAGAUGAUCCCAAACCCGUCGACCUUCUCACCACAAUCUUGGCAACAAACCGCGAGUUAUACCCAGACAUUUUCACAUGCUUGGUCAUUCUGCUGACGAUGCCCGUAUCAACUGCUUCGGCAGAAAGAUCCUUUAGUGUGAUGCGGCGCGUGAAAACGUACCUCAGGUCGACAAUGUCGACUACCCGCCUCUCUGGACUAGCCAUGUUGCAUUCGUACAGACAUAUGCAAUUGGAUAUCGAAGAUAUUCUCGAUAAGUUUGCUGGGAAAAAAGGCCGGACAAUGGAUUUUUUUUAA